Rhinichthys klamathensis goyatoka is the source of this 1909-nucleotide messenger RNA. RefSeq names its product arginine vasopressin receptor 1Ab (gene avpr1ab). The record is from RefSeq and is a predicted model, not a curated record. The transcript has 2 exons. Gene Ontology annotation, cellular component: membrane. Gene Ontology annotation, biological process: regulation of systemic arterial blood pressure by vasopressin; G protein-coupled receptor signaling pathway; positive regulation of vasoconstriction. NCBI's taxonomy places the organism in Eukaryota, Metazoa, Chordata, Actinopteri, Cypriniformes, Leuciscidae. Bases 243 to 1514 code for a protein of 423 amino acids. Gene Ontology annotation, molecular function: vasopressin receptor activity; peptide binding.
UGAGGCACAGUUAUGUGGACUACCAGAAUAUGAUCCGUGUCUCUGAAACUUAAAUGCAUCAGUCCUUCCCAGUCUAAGUGUGCUCACUUGGGGACUCUGUGGGGAUCCCGAUCGGUUGCCUCUUACGCACAAGCAAGUGCGCAAUGAAACCCAUGAGGUAGCGCGCGCGCGCUUCUACAUAUACCCUAGAGAGCGUAUGCGCUUUUACGCAUGGGAAUCACAGUUCGUUUCCAAACCCAACCAUGAGCAACACGUCGCACCAAAUCGCCGCGAGCAACGACACCGACCCGUACGGCAGGAACGAAGACGUGGCCAAAAUGGAGAUCACGGUUUUGAGCGUCACCUUCCUCGUGGCGGUCAUCGGAAACCUGUGCGUGCUGCUGGCCAUGCACAACACCAAGAAGAAGAGCUCGCGCAUGCACCUGUUCAUCAAGCACCUGAGUCUCGCGGACCUGGUGGUGGCUUUCUUCCAGGUUCUUCCACAGCUCUGCUGGGAGAUCACCUUCAGGUUUUACGGACCAGACUUUCUUUGCCGGAUUGUCAAGCAUCUCCAGGUCCUGGGGAUGUUCGCGUCCACUUAUAUGAUGGUGAUGAUGACCCUGGACCGCUACAUCGCCAUCUGCCACCCUCUGAAGACCCUCCAGCAGCCCACGCAGCGCGCCUACAUCAUGAUCGGGUCCACUUGGCUCUGCAGCCUGUUGCUCAGCACCCCUCAAUACUUCAUCUUCUCCCUGAGCGAGAUCCAGAACGGCUCGGAUGUGUAUGACUGCUGGGGACACUUCAUCGAGCCGUGGGGCAUCCGAGCCUACAUCACCUGGAUCACCGUGGGCAUCUUCCUCAUCCCUGUAAUCAUCCUCAUGAUCUGCUACGGGUUCAUAUGCCACAGUAUCUGGAAGAACUUCAAGUGCAAGACCAGGAGAGGCUCCCCACACAGCACUAAGAACGGGAUGAUUGGAAAGGCGUCUGUCAGUAGCGUCACCAUCAUCUCAAGAGCCAAACUAAGAACGGUGAAGAUGACAUUCGUGAUUGUUUUGGCGUACAUUGUGUGCUGGGCUCCGUUCUUCAUCGUGCAAAUGUGGUCAGUCUGGGAUGAAAACUUCUCCUGGGAUGAUUCUGAAAAUGCUGCAGUGACCCUCUCUGCCCUGCUGGCGAGUCUCAACAGCUGCUGUAACCCGUGGAUCUACAUGCUCUUCAGUGGUCACCUCCUCUACGACUUCUUAGGCUGUUUCUCCUGCUGGAACAAACCCCAAAACACGUUCCACAAAGAGGACUCGGACAGCAGCUUCAGGAGGAACACCCUCCUGUCCAAGCUGACUGCUGCCCGGACCAAAGAUGGGUUCGACUCGUGGAGAGACCCGUGCAACUCCCGAAAGUCCAGUCAGUCUGUAGGUUUAGACUAUUCCCGCAAAUCCAGUCAGUGUUUGCAGCUUGACUGCUCGCACAAAUCAAGUCAGAGCGUUUCUAUGGAGCCCGAUGGGAUGGGGAUGAAUAAAGACAUGAAAAUAAAUGUAUAAGUAUAUCUAGUAAAACCAUUUUAUCACACAUAAUGAGGAUUUCCUUACAAAAGAUACAAAUUAAGUGGUGCAAGUCAGCUCAUUUUCUGCUUGUAUAUAGGUUCCUUACUUAAAAACUUGAAAUAUUCAUGGUGGAAGUAGAAUCAUUUCAUAAUACCAUGAAUGAGAAUCUACUGAGGAAUGUUGUGUUCAUUCUUAUAAGUGAAUCAUUUGUUUUACAGCACAUCAUGUUGUGUUGUACUUUCCUUUAUGGAUAAAGUCUGUGACUUAUUGGUGAGAACCUCAGCUUCAUUUCUUAGGCUGAUGUGUGUCUUAUUUGUUUACAUCGAUAACACAAAGCUCGUUUUGAUUGGGUGGGAGCAAAAGAGUGUAUAAGUGUGUACGUUUCAUGUGUC